Vespa velutina is the source of this 2640-nucleotide messenger RNA. RefSeq lists its product as uncharacterized. Bases 236 to 2263 code for a protein of 675 amino acids. The record is from RefSeq and is a predicted model, not a curated record. NCBI's taxonomy places the organism in Eukaryota, Metazoa, Arthropoda, Insecta, Hymenoptera, Vespidae. The transcript is spliced from 8 exons.
GCAACGCGUCAGUCGCAACGGUCCUUUCAACGUAAGCUAUGUCAUGCUCUCUUCUCUUUUCUUCUUUCUUUUUUAAAAGCCUUCAUGCUAUCUUGCACCAUUUCAUUUAUUAACUUUGAAAAGUGUAUGAUAUAUCGGUUUAAAAUUCAAAGAAAAAAAUUGAAAGGAAGAAAAUAAGAACUUUAUUACCAUUUGCGAAGAGUUGCAAAAGAUUAUCACAGAGAACUGUUCAAAAAUGACGAGAAAAUGGAGUGGAGAAGUGGUUUCAAUGAUUUUGAUUAUUUUAAUAUCCUUUCAUUUUCAACCAAAUGAUAGCCUAGGAGACUUCACCUUUGGUGACAUCGGCGAAAUACUUAGAUUUGGCCAAGAAACUAUACAUAAUUUGCUCCAAACUUUGGAUAUUAUCGCAGAUACUGUACCCGGUGCGGAAGAUAAUAUUGUAUUUGUAAAGAGAAUGGAGAAGGUACUAAAAAAUCGCAUAAACGAGGUGUCGCAUAAACUUGAUAUUUACGAGGAAAGGACGCAGGCUAGAACACAGAAAGUAUUAGAGCAACUAAUGUCUAAUUUACCAAAGAAGUUAUCUAUGGAAGAAAAUUUUCGUGAUUUUGAUCACUACGUCGGUCAGAUCAAUGACCUUUACGAUGUAUUUGUGAAGUAUGCUACAGCGCCUGAAACAUACGAAAGAUUUACGCUCGAAGAUUUUGCAAAAGCCAGUAUCUCGCCUGGUCUAGGUGCUCUUCCGGAUGUAUUAAAAACACUUCAUCGUUUAGUCGUUCCGACUGAAUCACAGCUAUACAAUAGAAGUAUUAUCAUCUCUUUCUCAAAUCAAAUGAAGGAAGCUUCAUCUCAAAUCUGUAGUGAACAACAAUCUCCACAACAAUUACUAUUCAAUUUGUACAAUGCUAUUGCACUUACAGAAAUUAAAGGAUAUACAAUGAUGCAAUUUUCUUAUAUGUUGUUACGAUUAUAUAUCAAUGGUUCAAAUUUUAAUGAAGAAUUGGAAUUAUUAAAGCAACAAUAUGCUGAAAGAACAUCGGAAAUAUUAAGGGCAGUAAAAACUGCAAUGGCUUUUGCUCCUCAGGAAUUUUGGAGAUGUGAUCCAACUAAACAUGAGUCGGACAAGACAUAUAUGGAGCUAAAACAAUUGUUUCAAGGGUAUAUUGUUAAUGAAGUUGAUAUGAAUAGUGAAUCUACAUGUAGAGAAAACUGUGCUUACUAUGGAUAUGCAAAAGUUCAUGGAUGUUAUGACAAUCAAUUCUGUGCACAACAACGAACAUGUGGUGGUAAACUUGUAAAUUGUGAAUACAUUGACUCUGAUAUGUGGAUUUGUCCUUCGAAAGCCAGUUCAAGACGAUAUGAAUACAUAGAAUAUGAAAAUGGUAAAAUAUAUGGACGAAAACAGACUUGUCAAAAAUCUCUUACUAAAAUUGAUAGCUGGUGGCGUUGGCUAUUUUGGCAUUGCAGUUAUUGUUUUUGUUAUUGUGAUGAUCAUAAUUCAAGGUCAGAUCGAUAUUUUAACCUACGGCCAGUUAUGGCAGAUAUUAAAAAUAACAGAGUAAUAACAGGAAUCAAAUUAACUAAAUUAAACCAAAUAAUACAUAUUCAAAUUCAAGAAGGAGAACUGCUUCCACGUGGAGAUAUAAAUUCAACUACUGUUACAUGGAAGCCAGUAGAUACAUAUACUGUUUACGAUUCUGAUGUUAAGAAUGGGAUUGAUUAUCAUACUAUAGUGUGGGAAAAACGAGCAAUCGAUAUGGAUGAUUUAAAAUCUCCUGAAAAUCAUCUUUUAACGGGCAUAAAACUACGUAUGAUUGGUACUCGCUUAAACUUGGAGAUAAUGGUAACUCCAUUCAAUUUCACAACAGGCAAAUUGAUACAACCAAUACAGAAAAGUUAUUGGAUAAGUAAUGACAUUACUGACAGGACGGAAUUAAAACUCAAGAAUCCAGAUAUUCCAAUUCAUUCAGAGUUACAACAUGUCUCUGAUUCGGAUGUAAAUCAAUAUCUAAACUUCGCUCCUAGUGAUCGCGAAAAAGAUGCUGCACAGAGUACUAUACCAUUUUUAGACAUUCAACCAGUGGAGCCAAACCCAUCAAUACCUAUAGCAGGUGCUGGGAUUUUUCAUAAGGGUAGGUCAGGCUCUGGAGGAUUUCUUGCUUUAAAAUUAAUAACGUAUAAUUUUGCUCCACAUCUACAUACUGACCUGCCACCUUCACCACCCGUUAUUGAAACAUAUAAUGAAAUAACAGCAGUACUCAACUAAUUUGUAUUAAAAUUUUUUUAAAUAAUUAAUAUUACUCUAGAACAAUCGUAAAUGUAGUUUAAUGAUAGUGUUAUUUUUCUUUUAUAAUACCAAUUCAUAUAAAUAGAAUUAUCUUAUCCUUAUUCCAAAAAAUUUGUUUUAAAACUAUUAAUUUUGUACGUAUACAACUUUUUAAAAAAUAUAAACAAAAUAAAUAACAAUAUAAAUAAUAAUAAGAAGAACAAGAACAGUAAUAUUGUGUAUGUUGGUUUUAUAAAUUUUUUCUUUUUUAAUAAUUUAAGUAUAAAUUAUGCAAUGUUUACUCAUGUACAAAAUACUAUGUGUUAUUUAUAACGCAUGUUGAUUUUGUAAAAUAGACAUACUAUUUUUUAAUUCUA